GAACGACACAAACAGGCUGCUCACUCGACCGUUCGCCAUUUUUCCCGAGUUAAAUCAACACUGAGAUCUCGGUUAGUUGCGCUUCACGUUCCCCAUCAGUGGGACGGAGCGAUGUCCGGCGGCGGACAUAGCGCUGGAACGCGGUGUGUGGCGCGGACGGGAUUCCUCAUCGGGGACCAGCGGCUGACUGGAAAUCACUGGUGAAUCAAUUAGAAAAAUCAAUACGUCACGUGUUUUGUGUUUUGGACGGAAUGUGAGUAGCGAGCUCCCAGUCAGGAUUCUCCUCUCAAAGAUCAGUGAGGGCAUUCACUUCAUGCUCGGUUGGCCGUAGCCCCGCAUCAGUAUUUGUAUGAUCGGCCUGUUGAGGAGGACACACGGCGUUACUUUCAGGACCAUGUUCUCCUUCUUCAACUCGACUCAUCUGAGGGUUGGUUCCGAUCGUUAACACCGAGACUCCGUUCGAUCCGACCCGAGACCGAGCCGACACAGUCAUGGCUAAAACCCCAUCCGAGGGACCGAUGGAUGACCUGAGCCAGCACACGGACGAGGAGCUGCAGCGGCUCAGCAAAGAGGAUCUGCUCCGGAGACUGAGGAAGGUGGACGGGGAGAAAAUGAACUUGAUGAUCGAGCACGGGAACAUGAUGAAAGACAUCAACCGGAGGCUGCAGGUGCACCUGCACGAGAUCCGGAGCCUGAAGGAGAUCAACCAGAAGCUGCAGGACGACAACCAAGAGCUCCGGGAGCUCUGCUGCUUCCUGGACGACGACCGGCAGAAGGGCAAGAAGCUGUCCCGGGAGUGGCAGCGCUUCGGCCGCUUCACUGCCAGUGCCAUGUGGAAGGAGGUGGGCACCUACAUGCUGAAGCUGAAGGAGCUGGAGGCCAACCAGGACACCGUGCUCCGGGAGAACACUGAGCUGAAGGAGAUCAUCUUCAUGCUGGACGAGGAGAGGAACGGAGCCGGGUCCAGGAGCUCCAUAGACAGCCAGUCCAGCCUGACCAACCUGAACGGGGGCACCGGCACGGUCCGGGAUGUCGGGGACGGGAGUAGCACGUCCAGCACAGGUAGCGCUGGGAGCCCCGAUCACCACAACCACAUACACAAGCCCUCAGAGAACAGUAAGGUGGGCCCCACCAUGAGGAGGUCCAUGGAUGACCUGUCAGCACCACACCAUCACAGGAGCAUCCCCAAUGGACUCCAUGAUCCCUCCUCCAACUACAUCAGACAGCUGGAGACGAAAGUGCGGAUCCUGGAGGACGAUAACAAUAAGCUCCUCACACAGCAGUGUAACCCAGGUGACCUCCGUGUCCUGAGGAAGGGAAUGACCCUCUACCACUCCGAGUCUCAGCUGUCCUCACUGCCCCAGCGCCAGGACGCCAUGCACAUGGGAACGGGUCGUCUCCCGACCAGCGAGUCCUCCCCUGCCACAGGCUACUUGUCCUGUGUCCAGAAGCCAGAGGCUGUGGUGCACGCCAUGAAGGUGCUGGAGGUCCACGAGAACCUGGACAAGCAGGUUCCUGAGGACUACGAGGACGAUCUCAGUGAGAAAGAGAAGGCCAUCGUGCGAGAGAUGUGCAACGUGGUGUGGAGAAAGCUGGGAGAUGCGGCGGGAUCAAAGCUGUCCGUCAGACAGCACCUCUCUGGGAACCAGUUCAAAGGGCCGCUGUAGCACAGCAGCCGGCGAGAGAUGGAGGGGGAAAGAGAGAGAGAGAGAGAUGGGGAUCUACAGUACCUGCACUCACCUGAAAACACCUCUUACUGCCAGGACCCAUAAUGCCGUGCUCCCCACUGCCUACAGCGCUCCUUCAACAAGCACGCUAUCGAGACGGGCCAAGAUAGACACAUUAACGGACCUGUUAGUCACAUGUACUUUCCAUGUUUUUAAUCUCUCAGAGCUUACAUUGACUACUGGCAGCUAGUUUCACUGAUUCGCCACUUUUCUUUGUCGCUUUCCGAGGCUAACCAGCUCCACGACGGUCUCUCCUGUAAAACCCCUACAGACACACACACACGCACACACCACUUGUAGUCCUUCAGAGCAAAAGCUACGCUACACAAAGCUAGCGUCGUGACAUGGUUUCAAGUACAGGACUCAUUCGGCCGCAGGGGGCGGAGUGUUCUCACACGUUUGGAUGUGAAGGCAGCGUCGUGGCCGUAUCUUCGGAUAAGUCGUGAUAGUACUGUACCUCCCAUAGAGACCCUACCCCUAUCACAUGUAUCGCCCUCCCCCUAGUGGUCAACGAGUGUAACUAGCAGUAGCAUUCUAAAGUGUUAACCAAGUGAAACCCACUGUGACCUAGCGCCUUUUUGCUCAUAAGACUAUGGAUAAUGAAGUCUAGAGAUCACUGUUAACUUGUGUAUAUUAUGUAUAAAACCAUGGCACUACUUCAUUGUUAUUGUUGAUUUUACUUUUAUCUGUUUUGUAUUCUAGCGUGGCCAUGUGAUCAAUAAUCUAGUUGGAAAAAGCACACGCUGCCGGACCUUAAACAGGGUUUGGGUUAUUAACUUUAAUUUUUUUUAUUAUUAUUAUUAAUAUUCUCUUCCAGGUGAUUCGCUAUUAUUCCUCCUUCUGUGUAACGUCCGAAAAUGUAUCAAGGCCAUUUUGAAUCAAACCAUCCAUGAGUUUAUUGGAUCGAUCACUUUCUUACUUUGUGAAAUUAACUAAAAUUGUAUGCUGUGUGCAUGCUCGACAAUCAUUUUCUCAGGUUGGGAGGGCUACAGCUUUACCUUUGCCCAUCUGUGACUGUGAGAGUGUGUGUGUGUAUGUGUGUGAGAGAGAGAGAGAGAAAGAGAGUGAGUAAGUGUGGUUGUGUGCGUGUGCAUGUGGGUGUGUAAAAGGAAAAUGAAAGCUUCUCUUGCAGCUGUAGCAUCUGCCUGUGAAUCCUCUCUUCUGUUGUUUGAACCCUGGUUACAGCACGGUUGAAGAAAGCUGAAGACAUUUGCUGAAUCCAUACUAAAAGCCUCGUCCCAUUAAUGCUGAUAAAAAUUUCAAGACCAAAUACUAAAACCCCCCCAGGUUCAGUUUUGACUCCUUUUUGGGAUCACUCUGAGUUCUUUGGUUUUAUAUAUCGUCAGUAGAUGAAAAGGUCUGUUUUUUUAUGUCAUUUCUUCUGCUCUGACCUUUUCUGUAGUCAUGGAUUCAGCAGGUGUGUUUACGCAGCGCAUGUUUCUUAAAGUUGUUUUUUCUUAGAAUACGAGAGAUAAGUCUUCCCUUAGAUGUCUUUUUUGAAAAACACUAACAUUUAAAAAUGAGUAUUUCUUGAUGUCAGAAUGAACAAAACGCUGUUCGUCACAGUAUUUAUUGCCAGGUGUCAGAUAGAGAUGGGAGCGCUGUCUGGAACUGCUGAGUCAUGUUGAAUUUAUCAGAUUGACUUUAUCUGAUCGGUCCAUUGAAUGACUGACAGCUCGGGCUCUCCCACCUCUAGUGUUAUUUGUUCCAAAUUAGAACAUUUCAGAGGCUGCCCGCCAUGCGCCUCUGCGCUCUCAAAUAAUGGGUCAAAAUAAUAAUAAUAAUAAAUCAAAGUAUGGUUUUUAAAAGUGUCCUUUUUUCUAGGAACUGAUUUGAAGCCAUGAUACAAUUUUGAAUACUUUCUAUAUAUAAAUAAAUAUAUAUAUGGCAUUUGAUUUGAGAUGUGCCACGUUUUUCUGCAUGGUGAUUUGAUUUGGUCUUUUUUAACAAACAUCUAUAGUGUUUUUUUUCUGCUUAUAUGCUAAAACCACAGUAAAGAAUCCUGGAGUCUACAGCGUCAAUAAAUGUCAAUUCCUGCAAUAA
Hippoglossus stenolepis (Pacific halibut) is the source of this 3770-nucleotide messenger RNA. RefSeq names its product coiled-coil domain containing 85C, b (gene ccdc85cb). Gene Ontology annotation, cellular component: apical junction complex. NCBI's taxonomy places the organism in Eukaryota, Metazoa, Chordata, Actinopteri, Pleuronectiformes, Pleuronectidae. Bases 492 to 1667 code for a protein of 391 amino acids. The transcript is spliced from 6 exons. The record is from RefSeq and is a predicted model, not a curated record.